Molecule: messenger RNA, 1112 nt
Organism: Phragmites australis (common reed)
Lineage: Eukaryota; Viridiplantae; Streptophyta; Magnoliopsida; Poales; Poaceae
Product: peptidyl-prolyl cis-trans isomerase CYP26-2, chloroplastic-like
Exons: 2
Coding region: 71-991 (306 amino acids)
Biological process (GO): protein peptidyl-prolyl isomerization
Cellular component (GO): chloroplast
Molecular function (GO): peptidyl-prolyl cis-trans isomerase activity
Source: RefSeq, a predicted model, not a curated record
CUGGUAGCAGAAAAUCCCAACCGGAUUGGCCACCUUAUCCACGCAUCGGCCUCGUCACCACACUUUGCAAAUGCGCGGCAUUCCAUGCCAACCUCAGCAAAGAACAAUGUCGCAGCAAAUCCUCCCUCCCACCUCCAAGCCAACACCGGCACCGACUCAGCGCCACCGCCCUUCGCCGUCGCCUAAGCUCAGUCGCCGCGCCGCUGCCACGGCGAUCGCCAUCGCGGCCGCGCCUGCGCUCCUGACCGUCUCGCCGGCGUCUUCCAAGGCGCAGGAAGCCGCCGUUGCCGCUGCCCCCGCCGCCGCGGCACCCCUCUGCAUUGCCGAGCUGCCCGUCACCUCCAAGGCCUUCCUGGACGUGUCCAUCGGCGGCGAGCCAGCUGGCCGCAUCACGGUCGGCCUGUUCGGUGACGCGGCCCCGGCCGGCGCGUCCCGUUUCCUGUCCCUCGUCACGGGGGUGGGGUACCGGCGCAAGGAGUUCGUCAAGAUCGUGCCGGGCUACGUGCAGCACGGCGGCGUGGUAUCGUACCCGGCCAGCCCGGCGGUGACGGACCGUCUGGCCGCCGAGGCGGGCGCCCUGCGCGCGCGGUGCCGCGGGGGAGGCGGGAGCGUACACGGCGCGGCGGGCGCGGUGUCGAUCGUGGUGAGCGACCCGAGCCUACCGCCGCCGAAGCCGAAGCUGGUGGCGAAGGGCGGGAAGCUAGAGGUGGAGGAGGAGCAGGUGGGCGUGGCGCCCAACGGCACCGAGUUCGUGAUCACCACCAAGGAGGCACCGGAGCUGGACGCGUCGGCGGUGCUGGUCGGGAGGGUGCUUGACGGCAUGGACGUCGUGGACAAGAUCGCUGCCGUCCCCACUGUCAAGGACAAUGCCGGCUCGCCCUACUUCAGAGUGGCCAAGCUGAUCGGUGACAAGAGGGCAGUGGUUGCAGAGAGAGGCUUCAACCGCCCAUACACCAAGGUCCUAGUCACCAACUGCGGCGUGCUUAACUGAGCAUUGCACUUGAGCUGAGCUGAUCUGAGUAGUGCAAACAAACGACACUGAUCGUUUUGUUAGCUCGAGAGUUCCUUCUCUAAUACACCCCCACCCCGCCCACAGUUCAUGGUCUUUUUUC